UCGUUGAGUACGUAAAACAGAGUGCACGUGAAACUGUAGGGAGCAAUGUGUUCGAGAGUUACAUCGUGUGGCCUCCUGCUGGCCCUCCUUACAGCUCUGUGCGCUUCGUCCGCCGUACCUGCGUCACCCUCCUGCAAGAUUCACGAGGGCCUUCACUACCGCCACUUCACCUGUCGGAACUUCCACUCCGUGGAAGACUUCCAGCAGGUCGUCCAUGACACCCACUCCGAAAAGCCUACUUGGUUCAGCCUGUAGGACAGUGAAGUUUCCAAGAUUCCUGGGGGUGCCUUCAAGGACCUCAACGUGUCAGUGCUGGAGCUCAGACGUGUCAUCGUCGAACAUUUCGAGCCGGCCGACGGAGAAGAAAACCCGUUCCACGGCCUAGAGCAAACUCUCCGCAGGCUUAUGUUCAGCCUGGGCACACUGCCGACCUCGUGGUCCAUCCUCGGUCACCUGGAGCACUUGGAAGAGUUGAAACUCAUCCACUACAAGGACAUGCACCUCAGCAAUGAUUUCAACAACCUUCCCAAGAGUCUGGAAACUCUUUACAUUGCCGAUGGUACACUCGAGAAGAUCGACGACGAUUGGCUAGCUCACUUGGAUGGCCUUAAGCAUCUGGUUGUGCGCCAGACCGACAUGUACAACUUCACUAGGUCGUGGUUGCCUAAUCCGGCACCUCAUUUCACUACACUCGACCUUCCGACAAACAAGCUGGUCUCGUUCCCCGCCAAUCUGGACGACGGCCUUCCCGAACUGAAAUACGUGAGUGUCGAGCGGAACCUCAUCACCACUGUGCACGAAGAGGACUUGGCUCCGCUCAAAGGGAAGCCGGUCUUCGUGGACUUAAUGUUCAACCCUGUGCACUGCGACUGCAAGUUGGCCUUCAUCCUGGACUACCCGACUCGCUGGCACUAUUUCCUGUGCGCCACGCCCGGGAAUGUGGCCGACAGUUACAUCACGCACCUUACCGAAGAGCAGCUUCAGUGCGAGCAGGGCAACGCUUGAGGCACCCUUACCGGCCCUGUGAACACUCAUAUCGUUUGAAAAGUUGAUCGUUGUUGCUCUAUCAUUCCACCUUUGUUGUUUUCGUUGUCGUUGUUUACUGUUUUUACACGUUUAUAGUCUAAUAAAGGUUCACAUACAGAUCAAUUGAC
Rhipicephalus microplus (southern cattle tick) is the source of this 1154-nucleotide messenger RNA. RefSeq lists its product as uncharacterized. The record is from RefSeq and is a predicted model, not a curated record. Lineage: Eukaryota; Metazoa; Arthropoda; Arachnida; Ixodida; Ixodidae.